CAAAAAGUGCUCCCUACUUUGUCUGCUGAGAAGCAGAAAAAAGAUGUGGGAAAAAAAAAACCCUUGUGUAAGUGCCACCAGAAGAUAUGAAUGGCUAGCUGGGGGAGAAAGAGACACAGCUUGUUGACAGAGCGCUUGGGCUGUGUUCUUCACCCACAGCUGUUUAUUCAGAUAUCAUAGGCUCCUUCAUUUACAUACUAAAUUUUUCUAUAGCAGCAUGGUCGAGUCAGACAGCACAGGGCUCAUUUCAACUGUUACAUUUAAACCAAUAAGGUUAGGACAAGAGAAUAGCUGUGGUUUGCAUUACAAAAACAAAACAAAAAGCCCUGAGGCUGCAUGGGCAGACCUACAAGACUGAGCAAACAAAUAGGAGGGAUGAAGAUUCUGCUGUUUCUUUGUCUAAGGCUCUCAGAUAUUAUCUGCUGCUAUUCAGUGGAGGGAACAGCACAUUGCUCAAAGCUGUUACUACACAGAACAGUGGGAGCUGAUGGUUCAGAGUUUGGUGCUAGACACAAACUCCCCAGUGCCACUUCCGACUCUAAGUCUUCCUGUGAAAGUCCACUUGGUGGUUUUUCUUUCUGGAGAACUUACCUCCCCCCGCCCCACGCUUUUUCAGGCAGAGCCUGCAGCAGCAAUCACACAAGAUUUUACUCUUAGCUCGGGUUUGCCCUCCAGAGACGCUUCACUUCUGUUCUCGUGUUCGAGUGAGAGCUACUAAAAACCAGGGCAGUCGGCAGCAAGGCUCAGCGCUAUACUUUACACAGGAAUAAAGCUAUGUGAGGAAUGGUGGUUUAAGACAGAAAACGUGAAGGGAGCACAUUAAACUGGUGGAUACAGCAGAUCCAAUCACUGUGCAAAAAUCCCAAACCAGUUCAGAUGUUGCUGUUUUCUCAAGUUGCAGGUCUAUGGAAAUGCAGGAUCUAGCCAGCCCACAUAGCCGACUAAGUGGUAGUAGUGAAUCCCCCUCCGGCCCAAAACUUGAUAACUCUCAUAUAAAUAGUAAUUCCAUGACACCCAAUGGCACAGAAGGUGACAUGACUCUGCUCAACACUGCAGACUGGUUGCUAAGUACUAGUACACAGACCACUGCAGUUAAAACAGAACCAAUGAGCAGCAGUGAGAUUGCUACGACUACAGCAGACGGGUCUUUAGACAAUUUCUCAGGAUCCGCAAUUGGAAGCAGUGGCUUCAGCCCAAGACAAACUCAUCAGUUCUCCCCGCCACAGAUUUAUCCUUCCAACAGACCAUACCCACAUAUUCUCCCCACCCCUUCCUCACAAACUAUGGCUGCAUAUGGGCAGACGCAGUUUACGACAGGGAUGCAGCAAGCUACAGCUUAUGCCACAUACCCACAGCCAGGCCAGCCCUAUGGAAUUCCUUCCUAUGGUGCAUUGUGGGCAGGCAUCAAGACAGAAGGUGGAUUGUCACAAUCACAGUCACCUGGACAGACAGGAUUUCUUAGCUAUGGGACAAGCUUUAGCACUCCACAGCCAGGACAGGCACCAUAUAGCUACCAAAUGCAAGGGAGCAGCUUUACAACAUCAUCAGGAAUAUAUGCAGGAAAUAAUUCACUCACAAAUUCUACUGGAUUUAAUAGUUCACAGCAGGAAUAUCCAUCUUAUCCUAGUUUUGGCCAGGGUCAGUAUGCACAGUAUUAUAAUAGUUCACCAUACCCUUCACAUUAUAUGACAAGCAGCAACACCAGCCCAACACCACCUUCCACAAAUGCAACAUACCAGCUUCAAGAACCACCAUCUGGUGUCACCAGUCAAGCAGUUACAGAUCCUGCAGCAGAGUACAGCACAAUCCACAGUCCAUCAACACCCAUUAAAGAUUCUGAUUCAGAUAGAUUGCGUCGUAGUUCUGAUGGAAAGUCACGUGGGCGAGGCAGAAGAAACAAUAACCCUUCUCCGCUGCCUGACUCUGACCUAGAGAGGGUAUUCAUUUGGGAUUUGGAUGAGACGAUCAUCGUUUUCCAUUCCUUGCUUACAGGGUCCUAUGCUAACAGAUAUGGGCGGGAUCCACCUACUUCAGUUUCUCUUGGACUACGGAUGGAGGAGAUGAUUUUCAAUUUGGCAGACACACAUCUGUUCUUUAAUGACUUAGAAGAAUGUGACCAGGUUCAUAUAGAUGAUGUGUCUUCGGAUGACAAUGGCCAAGACUUAAGCACCUAUAACUUCGGAACAGACGGCUUUCCUGCAGCAGCCACCAGCGCUAAUUUAUGCCUAGCAACAGGUGUGCGUGGAGGAGUGGACUGGAUGAGAAAAUUGGCCUUCCGUUAUAGACGAGUAAAAGAAAUCUACAACACCUACAAAAAUAAUGUUGGAGGUCUUCUAGGUCCAGCAAAGAGAGAAGCGUGGUUGCAGCUUAGAGCAGAAAUUGAAGCUCUUACAGAUUCUUGGUUAACACUUGCACUGAAAGCACUCACACUUAUUCAUUCUAGGACAAACUGUGUGAAUAUUCUAGUAACAACUACUCAGCUUAUUCCAGCUCUGGCAAAAGUCUUGUUGUAUGGCUUAGGGGUUGUAUUUCCAAUAGAAAAUAUUUACAGUGCAACUAAAAUAGGAAAGGAAAGUUGCUUUGAGCGAAUAAUUCAAAGAUUUGGAAGAAAAGUAGUGUAUGUUGUUAUAGGUGAUGGCGUGGAAGAAGAACAAGGAGCAAAAAAGCAUGCCAUGCCAUUUUGGAGGAUCUCAAGCCACUCUGACCUUAUGGCCCUUCAUCAUGCCUUAGAACUGGAGUACUUGUAGCAGCUUAGCAGCACUUUGAAACCCCAAAACCUCCCUUGUGCCCAUGGACAGUAUGUCUGUGUCUUGUGUCAGCAUUGGACGACAGAAUUUUGUGAUUUCAACAUGUUGAUGUACAGCUGCAAUUGGUCUUAACCUUUGCCCUUUCAGUAAAUGGAGGAGCAUGCCUUUUUCUUCAGAACAGCUGUUGACUCUAGUAUUGUGAAUCCAAUGAAAACAAGCCAUGAGAAUGUUUUAACCGUGUGUUUUACCGCAUUUGAUUCAAAAAAAGGGUUCAUACCUGUGAAGAAAGGACCUGCAACUGCUUUGUAGUUUAUAGAAUCUUCAAUGUGACACACACAGCUUCUUCAACACCACAAACUUGAUUGCACAAUGAAGACUGAGUUUUUUUUCAAAAUACCAGUGGAGUAAUUUUCUUGUAAAGAAGGUUUCCUUUUUUGGUUUCUCAUACCCAGAGUACUCUGUACAUCUUUACUUAUUUAUGAACAGACUGUGUUUUGACAUCAUAUAACUGAGGAUAAAUAUGAUAGGAUUAAAGGCUAUUUAUAAGCCUUUGUCUCAUGAUACAGCAAACACUUUUGAUUUUAGCACAUUGCAAAGUAGUUUAAAGUAUGUCUAAUUUAAACAGAUAGGUACAUCACUGAGACAAUCGUGUACAGGAAGAAUUUUUUGUGUAAAUUUGUAAUAAUGGAUGAUUCUUUUACAUAUUGUUUAAGUAAAUGAUAUUGAAAGGUAGUAAUGCCUUGUUGGUGAAGUCUGAGGCAAUGUGUACACAACUAUUGUGCAGUGCCUUAUCAGAGUGUUGGGUAUAAAUAUGUAGAUAAUGGAUUUUUUAGAUAAAUUUGUCAAGACCAAAAGCAUGGAUGUCAAGUGUCAAUAAGGAAUUUGUUGUUCUUUUUCAGCUACUUUCUCUUUUUUUCUCCCCUUAGCUAUUCUGACUAUAAAAUGAUGUUUCCAUUUAUCCCCAUUAAACACAUACGCAGAGCUACAGAACUUAAUUGAAGAG
Pelodiscus sinensis (Chinese soft-shelled turtle) is the source of this 3750-nucleotide messenger RNA. It is a transcript of the gene EYA1, whose product is annotated as EYA transcriptional coactivator and phosphatase 1. NCBI's taxonomy places the organism in Eukaryota, Metazoa, Chordata, Testudines, Trionychidae. Gene Ontology annotation, biological process: negative regulation of extrinsic apoptotic signaling pathway in absence of ligand; multicellular organism development; positive regulation of DNA repair. Gene Ontology annotation, molecular function: protein tyrosine phosphatase activity. The record is from RefSeq and is a predicted model, not a curated record. Gene Ontology annotation, cellular component: nucleus.